CGCUGAGGCCUCUCGGAACCGCUGGCUCGCCGGGGUGGUCGAGCUGCGGUCGCCGAGCUGCUCCGAGCAUGGAGCGGAUCCCGGCUGUGGGCCUGGGCACCUGGCAGGCGGCUCCAGGGGAAGUGACAGAGGCAGUGAAAUUGGCCAUCGACGCCGGCUAUCGGCACUUCGACUGCGCUUACUUAUACCACAAUGAGAGUGAGGUCGGAGCCGGGAUCCAGUGCAAGAUCAAGGAGGGUGUGGUGGAACGCAAGGACCUGUUUAUCGUCAGUAAGCUGUGGUGCACCAGCCAUAAGAAGUCCUUGGUGAAAGCAGCGUGCACCAAGAGUGUGAAGGCCUUGAAGCUGGAUUACUUGGACCUCUACCUCAUACACUGGCCCAUGGGUUUCAAGCCCGGGGAGGAAGACAUGCCCUUGGACCGCAGCGGCAUGGUGAUACCCAGUGACACCGACUUCCUGGACACGUGGGAGGCCAUGGAGGACCUGGUGGUUAUGGGGCUGGUGAAAGCCAUCGGGGUGUCAAACUUCAACCACGAGCAGCUUGAGAGACUUCUGAAUAAACCCAACUUGAGAUUCAAGCCAAUCACUAACCAGAUUGAGUGCCACCCGUAUCUUACCCAGAAGGAUCUGAUCCGUUUUUGCCAGUCCAGAGAUGUGUCCGUGACCGCGUACCGGCCCCUCGGUGGUUCCAGUGAGGGGGUGGACCUGCUGGAUGACCCCGUGAUUCAGAGGGUGGCCCGGAACUACAACAAGUCUCCAGCCCAGAUUUUGCUCCGAUUUCAGAUCCAGAGGAAUGUGAUAGUGAUCCCCAAAUCAGUCACCCCAAAGCGGAUUCUUGAGAAUAUCCAGGAAAGUGUGUUUGACUUCAAAUUAUCAGAACAGGAUAUGAACGACAUCCUCGGCCUGGACAGGAACUUCCGAAUGUGCAGGUUACCCAUAGCUGAACACCACAAGGACUAUCCUUUCAACAUAGACUACUGA
Messenger RNA from Odobenus rosmarus divergens (Pacific walrus), 980 nucleotides. RefSeq names its product 1,5-anhydro-D-fructose reductase-like (gene AKR1E2). Bases 69 to 980 code for a protein of 303 amino acids. The record is from RefSeq and is a predicted model, not a curated record. Gene Ontology annotation, molecular function: aldose reductase (NADPH) activity. Lineage: Eukaryota; Metazoa; Chordata; Mammalia; Carnivora; Odobenidae. Gene Ontology annotation, cellular component: cytosol. The transcript has 10 exons.